GUAACUAUUUAUUACCAACAUUUUCUCCUUCUUCUUAAUUCCUUUCUACUCUGUUUCUACUUCCUCUGUUUCUCUCUCUGUUUUUUCCUCUCUAUAAAACAAAAACAGAGCCAUGUUUGGUUUCUGCCACCACCAACAAUAGGUAGAGAGAAAAUUUUCACCUCCUUAAUUAGAAUUCUGAACUUGUGGGGUUCAAGAAUAAUAAGCUACUCCUACUAUGGGUGGUGAUAGUUGGAAUUUUUCUUCCAUGAAACUUUUGUUGUUCAUGGUGCCUCUUAUACUUGUUGGAGGGUUUAUUUCUUUGAAGGGUCCUACCCCAUCAAGUUGGGUUGUUUCUCCGAACCCACCUCUAUUAUGGAGUUCGGUUACUCCUUCUUCAUCAAACGGUGGCGGUGGUGGUGGUGUGACCAGUGUGGUGAUGGCUGUGGAUCUUAAUGAGAAAGAGAAAGCUAUUUCUGACAACAGUAACUUCAAUCAGUCCUCUACUCCUCCACUGUCAAUUCAGGCCAUAGAAGAAACACCUCAACCAUCUUUCAAUGAUGAAGAAGGUCUCAAUGUCUCCAAAAAUUUGCCCAACAUGGCCCCUGUGAUCAAUGAAUCUUAUGUUGCUCCAGAGAGACCAAAGAAGCUAAUUAGAAAGUACAGCAUAUUGGAUAGAACCGAAGCGGGCCUACUACAAGCUCGAGCCGCAAUCAGAGAAGCAAGAAAUGGGAACCAAACACAAGACAAGGACUAUGUUCCAGUAGGACCAAUGUAUUAUAAUGCUAAUGCAUUUCACAGGAGCUACUUAGAAAUGGAGAAACAGUUUAAGGUAUUUGUCUAUGAAGAAGGAGAGCUACCAGUUUUCCAUAAUGGACCUUGCAGAAGCAUAUACUCAUCUGAGGGAAAUUUCAUCCAUGCUAUGGAGAUGAAUGGCCAUUUCAGAACAAGAGAUCCUGAUAAAGCACAUGUUUUUUUCCUUCCAUUUAGUGUAACAAAUAUGGUCAAAUAUGUCUAUAUACCUGACUCUCAUGAUUUUGGACCUAUAAAGAAAACUGUGAAGGACUAUCUCAAUCUCAUUGCUGAGAGAUAUCCCUUUUGGAAUAGAAGCCUUGGAGCUGAUCACUUCAUGCUCUCUUGCCAUGAUUGGGGGCCAGUGGCUUCACAAUCUGUUCCAGACUUGUACAAGAAUUCAAUUCGUGUUCUCUGCAAUGCUAACACAACUGAAGGAUUCAAGCCUGGAAAGGAUGUUUCUUUUCCAGAAAUCAAUAUUCAAACCGGUGGUUCAAUAGCCAGUUUGGUUGGAGGUCCAUCUGCAUCAAAGCGUUCGGUUUUGGCUUUCUUUGCUGGUGGGCUUCAUGGGCCUAUUAGGCCACCUCUUCUUGAGCAUUGGGAAAACAAAGAUGAAGACAUGCAGGUUCACCAGUACCUUCCAAAGGGUAUUUCCUACUAUGACAUGUUGAGGAAGAGCAAGUUCUGCCUUUGCCCAAGUGGUUAUGAGGUUGCAAGCCCAAGACUGGUGGAAGCUAUCUACACAGGUUGUGUCCCAGUGCUCAUGUCAGAUUCUUAUGUUCCUCCAUUCAGUGAUGUGUUGAAUUGGAAAUCAUUCUCCCUUGAGGUUUCAGUGAAGGACAUUCCUAGGUUGAAGGAAAUUCUUUUGAGUGUUACUCCAAGGCAGUAUAUAAGAAUGCAGAGAAGAGUGGGACAAAUUAGGAGACAUUUUGAGGUACAUUCUCCUCCUAGAAGAUUUGACAUGUUCCACAUGGUCCUUCAUUCGGUAUGGCUUAGAAGAUUGAACUUCAGAAUCCACGAUGAUCAAUAAUACUAUACAAAUUAUUUUCAAGUUAAUUUCAGUUUGGCUUAUAUCAGAUGGUGUGAGUCUUUUUUCUUUUUCCUGUAUAAAAUUGUUACAACAAAAAACAAGGCAAUCAAGCCUUUUAGCCUAGGGGUAGGUGUGUGUUGGCUACAUGGAAAAAAUUGUCGGAGGCAAAAUAGAUUUUUAAAAAUGAAUGUUUCAGAUUCUUGAUGUUUCA
Messenger RNA from Lotus japonicus, 2012 nucleotides. Its product is annotated as probable glycosyltransferase At5g03795. Lineage: Eukaryota; Viridiplantae; Streptophyta; Magnoliopsida; Fabales; Fabaceae. Bases 218 to 1801 code for a protein of 527 amino acids. The transcript has 4 exons. Gene Ontology annotation, molecular function: glycosyltransferase activity. The record is from RefSeq and is a predicted model, not a curated record.